Paramecium octaurelia is the source of this 725-nucleotide messenger RNA. Lineage: Eukaryota; Ciliophora; Oligohymenophorea; Peniculida; Parameciidae. The record is from the annotation of a GenBank genome assembly.
AUGUAAGAAGAUGUUUUUGAUGAAAUAAAAAAGGAACUGCAAUACUGUAAAUACCUGAACUAUGCUCAUAUUGCGAUGUCAUUUCUUGGAUUCUUUGGUUAUAUGGCUAGAAAGGUAAUUUUCAUUUAAAUAUAGAUGCAUUUAAGAUUUUCUUCACCUUAUUCAUUAAUGUCCUCUCUAUUCUGCUAUCUAUUUUAGGAUAUUAUGCAAUUGAAGAAAUCAAUCAAACGAGAAUCGUUGUAUAUGCAGUUUGUACUAGUUCACUUUUUGGAAUGGUGUUAUUAUAUGAGAUAAUUGCUGAUUUAUUUUCAGAAUCUUACGUAGCAAAUAUGAUUAUUGAAGGAAACUGAAGCCCCUCCAUAAGCCUUUGUGUUUUUAGUUAUAACUUUACCUUUUCUAAUUGAUCUCACAAGUGGGUUGAUGAGCUUAAAAUUAAGCUAUACCUUCUCAAAAUAUGAUAAUUUGGAGUUUAAAAGAAAAUACAAUGUAUUAAUGAAUUAAUCUAGUAAAUCCUUGUCGUUCAAAAAGGACCAGAAAUGAAUUACAAAGAAUCUUACUUAGCAGAUGAGAUGUGUGUGAUAUGCUUAAGUGAAAAGAGGAAUAUUGUUUUCUAUAAAUGUGGACACAAAGUUUGUUGUAGAAAAUGUUCAUAAGCCUUUAAAUACAAGAGUUGCCCAAUGUGCAGAGCUGAAAUCUAGGAUUUAAUUUAAGAAUAUGAUGGUUGA